ACCUUUUAAUUAGGCAUGUAUGGCCUAAGACCUGAGUACGAUCCUGGCUCUGAUUCUCAUAAUCUAAUUAUUGAAAGAUCAGAUUCGGGGAGCUUUGGGAAUUAUACUUGUCAAGCUUCUAACAGCGUUGGAACUAUUAGUUCCUUUAUCGAAGUUCAUGGCAGACCCUCAUCUCCACUCUUCAAAACCAGUAGUCCGGGGGGAGGGUCCCACAGUAGAAUACUAUCCUGGAUCACUGUCAGCUACUAUCCUCUCACAGAAUAUAGAAUACUUUAUAAACAGUUGAACAGAAGUGAAUGGAUUUCUGUCUCAGUACCUGGGAAUAUCAGGAUUAAACGUCAAACUCAGGGUGAAUACGAGGUUGACUGGAGUUUAAACAAUCUUAACGUAAACACUGAUUAUGAUUCAAUAAUUCAGGCCCGAAAUAUCCAUGGUUGGGGUAACCCCAGUAACAUAUUCACUUUUACUACAAACACAGGAGAAUGGACGGAAACUAGAACUUGGGAAACAUCUCUCUACUCUUCCUCAUCUUCCAUCCUGACAACCUAUCUUCCAUUCAUUCUUCUUCCAUGCAUUCUUUCAAAUCAUCAUCCAUUCAUUCUUCUUCCAUCCUUUCUUUUAAAUCAUCUUCCAUUGGACCUCCUUCCAUCCUUGCAAUGUAUCUUCAAUUAAGUCUUAUUUUAAAGGGACCAUUCACUUAUUUGGGUGUUUGAGGGCAAACUAAAUAGCCUAUUGGAGAUUUAUUGGUUAGUCUUACUUUUCAAAGACAACUGUGGCCUGAAAAAAACACGAAAAACGUAUAUUUCUUGCUUAUUCUAAAAUCAAAAGUUUUUAUACUUUAUUAUAUAAUGACUGACACAUGAUGUCAUUGAAAUAUGAUAAUUUUUGAUUUUAUUGGGCUGUUGUUACUGAAAAAAAAGCAUUUAAAUUGUGUCUGUCUAUGCAAAGGUAUCAUACCUUUCCCUGGAAUUUUAAACAAUAAAGUAAGAUUAAUACCAAUGAAAAGCUAAUAGGCUAAUUAGUUUACCAUGAAAUUACCCAAAUAAGUGAACGGUCCCUUUAACAGUGAAGAUUCAAACCUUCGGAAGUACAUUAUUUUUGCCUCUUUCUGAAGCGCAAUUAUAAAGCCAUGAAUCGCAUUUAAAAAUGUAUUAGAUGGCAGGGUAUAUCCCGAAAAAAAAACUUUAAAGACAUCCUUAAACUCUUUAAAUAUUA
Molecule: messenger RNA, 1215 nt
Organism: Eurytemora carolleeae
Lineage: Eukaryota; Metazoa; Arthropoda; Copepoda; Calanoida; Temoridae
Product: MAM domain-containing glycosylphosphatidylinositol anchor protein 1
Exons: 8
Coding region: 16-672 (218 amino acids)
Molecular function (GO): protein binding
Source: RefSeq, a predicted model, not a curated record